CAGGCGUCCCGAGUAGGAGAGCGAGAGGGCAGAGCGACGAAAGUGUCUAAAUUAAGCAUAAAUUCAAACGAAUGUGCCAUUACUGCUCAAAGUCAGAUGGCGGCUCAUCGGGCACCGACUACCACUCAGGUUGCGUGCACCUCUGCGGCCGGACGAUGUCCCGGACGAUGUCCCGGACGAUGUCCCGACCGCUGCCCCUCGUGGUCGUCCUGACCGUCAUCGUCCUGGGCGUCCCCGAGGCCGCCACCCAGCAGACCAGCCUAUGCCCGAAGCCGAGGACGAGAGCUGGUUUCCUGCUCGGCGAAUUCGUAGGCACCUGGUACGAGAUGAAAAGGACCCCUCGCGAUAUCGGGGCCGAUGACUGUGGCGUGGUGACGUACAGUUGGAUCACGUCUGACACCGUCCAAGUCACAGACAUCUUCUACAUGCCCGACAACACAUCGAUAAACUUCGUCAGGAUGGCAGCCAAGAUAGUGGACGCCAACUCCGGUAAAUUCUCCGUGACUUACCCGAUAGAACCUGCGCAAUCCGGCAUCGAAACGUCUGACGGCCCUCCGUUCAUGUACUGGGUCCUGGACUCCGAUUUUAUUACGUACGCCGUGCUGUACUCGUGUCAGGAACAACCAGGCGCCAUCGUCCCGCAAAUCGCCCUGACCGUACUCGCCAGAGACCCUUCGACCUACGACAUCGAGAUGAACGUCAGGGCGUCCCGCGUGAUCGUGGCCGCCGGCCUGAACCCCAACCUCCUCAGGCCGGUUCAGCACCAUACGGGGUGCCCGUCGGUCACCUGCCCUAAGUGCUCCGGCGCAGUGGACAAGCUGAAUCUCGAGAGGCUGAGAGGUUCCUGGUGGGAGGUCCAGCACAGCCCCUACGCAGAGAACUCCUCCAGCUGCCGCGUCAUCGACUUCGCCGCGGUCAGAUACGGCUACACGACCUACGGCACCAAAUUCACCACCUCCUAUCACGAGAUCCACGACAGCCCACAAACGAAGAGAUGGUACCUGCAAGGCACAUGGAGUUACCCCAACCAGCAAAAUGGAUCGUUUGACUUAGGUGACGAGGGCAUCUUGUGCGUGCUGGGCACCGACUACGAUAACUGGGCCGUGGUGUCGGUCUGCUUGGCCGCGUCGGCGGAAAGACUAUCGCACCCCCCCAUACAACCCCCGGGCAACGACAUGACCCCGGCCACCAGAGGUGGCGUCUAUGUGCUGGCCAGGAACCACGGCCUCACCCCGGGGCAGCAGCUAGAAGCCAACAAGGCCGUGGCCACGGCCGGCGUGCCCCCCGCCUACAUGCAGGCCACGCCGUCGACGCCCUGCCCGGAUGUCCUAAUGCCCGUCAGCGCCGCCAACGCCACCAAGACCUCAACCAUCCUGCUUCUGACCGCACUGGCUGCCGUCUUGAGGCACCUCAGGCCUGCACAGUGA
This is a messenger RNA of Thrips palmi, 1427 nucleotides long. RefSeq lists its product as uncharacterized. The transcript is spliced from 10 exons. The record is from RefSeq and is a predicted model, not a curated record. NCBI's taxonomy places the organism in Eukaryota, Metazoa, Arthropoda, Insecta, Thysanoptera, Thripidae. The coding region runs from base 72 to 1427 and encodes 451 amino acids.